ACUCCUCGGGCCGGGAUGGCGGCGGAGGACGAGGUGGAGCUCAGCCUGCUGGAGUGCCGGGUGUGCUUCGAGCCGUACGGCCCCGACGGGCAGCGGCGGCCGCGCAACCUGCCCUGCGGGCACGUCCUGUGCGGGGGCUGCGUGGGGGCCCUGAGCCGGCGCCUGGAGUGUCCCUUCUGCCGGCGGCCCUGCGGCCCCGCCGAGACCAGCGACUGCCGCCCGCUGCUGCAGCUGCUGGAGCUUCUGGGCCCCGCCGGCCGCCUCGCCCGGGCCCUGGGCGGGAGCAGCGGCCCAGGGGCGGCCGCGCCGGCCCCCGCGGGGCUCGGGCUGCGGCUGUGCCUGGGCGGCUGGGGCUCGCUGGUGAACCCCACCGGGGUGGCGGCCUGCCGCGGCACGGGGCGCCUGGCCGUGGCACACGACGGCAAGAAGAGGAUCCACGUCUUCGGGCCCAGCGGGUUCUGCCUGCAGCGGUUCGGGGAGAGGGGGGACGCGGGGAACGACGUGAAGUACCCGCUCGAUGUGACGGUCACGUCGGACGGGCACGUGGUGGUCACCGACGGCGGGGACCGCUCCGUGAAGGCCUUCGAUUUUGAGGGAAGGGGGGUCCUGGCGGUCCGGGAAGGCUUCCGUUUGCCCUGGGGCUUGGAUGCCACCCCCAAGAGCGAAGUAAUCCUGACCGACUCGGAGGCAGGCGCUCUCUACCGCCUGACGGCCGACUUUGGAAGGGGGGAAUUGAAGAAGUGUCAGAUGAUCCGGGCUCAGCUCGUCAGCCCCAGAGCGGUCGCGGUCUGCCAGACCUCGGGGGCUGUCGCGGUAAUAGAGCACCUGAAAGCUCAAGGACUGGACAAGGGCAGCACCCGAGUGAAGAUAUUCAGUGCGGAGAUGGAUCUCAUCGGCCAGCUGGAUAGCUUCGGUCUGAACCUCGUUUUCCCCUCCAAAAUGUAUGCUACGGCUGUGGCCUUUGACAAAGAAGGUCGUGUUAUAGUAACGGAUGUCUGUAGCCAGGCCGUAAUAUGCUUAGGGAAACCAGGGGAGUUUCCCAUGUUUAACCCUCUAAUUAGCUUUGGGCUUUCUUAUCCUGUCGGACUGACUUACACGGCAAAUGAUUCCCUCGUCAUUUUAGACAGUGGUGAUCAUUCAAUAAAAAUAUAUAGCUCUACCUGAAUGGUUUAGAGGUUUACUGCUACAGGUUCAAGCUGCUUUUGGCCAUAACGCAUGGAAAGUUCUGGUGCUUGUAGGCACAUAGAGAGGAGGUGGUUUCUGGGCUUUAUGGUGAAAUUACCCCCUGACCAACAUGCCGUGCUUCCUGCAAAACUUGUGUUGGAUCUCUUGCCUACCUGUGGGAGAAGACCUAGCUGCUGCUGGCUGUAGUCAAACAAUGAAUCAACCAAACAAAUAAUUUGGCAUUUUAAAACUAGUCCAAAUCUUGAAAACCAAACGUUUUUCAUCCUUUUUGACGAGUAAUCAAAGACCAGCACCUGUGAAAGUGAUGCAUCAUUUAUUUACAUUUCCCAGCACAUAGUUUUCAUUGUUCUUAAUUAAGCAUAGAUACACUCAUGGGGUUGACAGAUAUUCUGUUUCCAGGAAUUCCAGCUUUCUUGUUUCCACAAGAAAGGAGUUUGGCUUGACAAAAUGAUAGGAGAAUUGGAAGCUUGUGUUCCAGGUUGCCUAAAUCCAGCUAAGAACAUUGUGAUGGAGGAGCUACCACUGAUGACAAGGAACUUUUCAGCUUGAUGAAGAUGCAACUGCACCUGCCUUGGGGACAUUCGCUGUAAUUGGACACCCUCAAGCGUCCAGGGUGGGUGUGGAGGCAGAGGUAGGGUCCUAGCAGCAGUCAGGACCCCAGCCACGUAAAGCAAAUCAGAAAAACACUGCUUUGGUUCCCAUGUUCUCACUGCUGCCAGCUCCUUCUCCUCUCUGGCUCCUGUGACACAAGAUGAAGUUAGACGUGCCAGUGACAGCAUGCAUGGGGGUCAGUGGAACACCAUCAGGGCUUCAGG
Molecule: messenger RNA, 2000 nt
Organism: Corapipo altera (White-ruffed manakin)
Lineage: Eukaryota; Metazoa; Chordata; Aves; Passeriformes; Pipridae
Gene: NHLRC1
Product: NHL repeat containing E3 ubiquitin protein ligase 1
Exons: 4
Coding region: 16-1164 (382 amino acids)
Biological process (GO): protein polyubiquitination; negative regulation of translation; proteasome-mediated ubiquitin-dependent protein catabolic process
Molecular function (GO): ubiquitin protein ligase activity; protein binding; translation repressor activity
Source: RefSeq, a predicted model, not a curated record